Messenger RNA from Eubalaena glacialis (North Atlantic right whale), 3803 nucleotides. It is a transcript of the gene IMPG2, whose product is annotated as interphotoreceptor matrix proteoglycan 2. The transcript is spliced from 19 exons. Gene Ontology annotation, biological process: visual perception. Lineage: Eukaryota; Metazoa; Chordata; Mammalia; Artiodactyla; Balaenidae. Gene Ontology annotation, molecular function: heparin binding; hyaluronic acid binding. Bases 1 to 3771 code for a protein of 1256 amino acids. The record is from RefSeq and is a predicted model, not a curated record.
AUGAUUAUGUUUCCUCAUUUUGGGAAGAUUUCUCUGGGUAUUCUGAUAUUUGUCCUGAUAGAAGGAAACCUUCCAUCAUUAACAGCACAAACCUACUUAUCUUUAGAAGAGAGCCAAGAACCCAAGAGUACAGUUUCUUUUCUCCUGACUGGCUCAGAAUCCACAGACUCUUCUCUAUCUAUUGAAAAGAAACAACCUAUGGACCACAGAGAAACUGAGAGACAGUGGUUGCUCAGAAGAAAGCGAUCUACUUUGUUUCCUAACGGUGUGAAAACCUGCCCAGAUGAAAAUGUUACAGAGGCUAUGGCAAACCAUGUGAAAUAUUUUAAAGUCCGAGUAUGCCAGGAAGCUGUCUGGGAAGCCUUCAGGACUUUUUGGGAUCGACUUCCUGGGCGUGAAGAAUAUCAUUACUGGAUGAAUUUGUGUGAGGAUGGAAUCACAACUAUAUUUGAAAUGGGCACACAUUUUAGUCAGUCUGUGGAACAUAGAAGCUUAAUUAUGAAGAAACUGACACACACAAGGGAAACUGUAAGCAGCCCUGAAUUGUCAUCUCCAGUUCCUGUUGGUGAUACGUCAACAUUGGGAGGUGCCAGUCUCAGUGUUCCAUAUCCAGGGGUGACCUUCUAUGAAGGUAUCUCAGAGAGCAGCUUGGAGAGGCCAGAAGAGAGUAUUAGCAAUGAAAUUGAGACUGUGAUAGAAGAAUCCACAAAACCAGCAGUGGAGCAGGUUGCAGAAUUCAGUAUCCACCUUUUGGGGGAACAAUACAAUGAAGAACUACAGGAUCCCUCCAGCUUUCACCACCAGCGCCUUGUAGAAGAGUUUAUUUCAGAGGUGGAAAAUGCAUUUACUGGGUUACUGGGCUACAAGGACAUUCAUGUACUUGACUUUAGGUCCCCUAAGGAAAAUGGCAGUGGCAUAGAUGUUCACUACGCAGUUACCUUCAAUGGUGAGGCCAUCAGCAAUACCACCUGGGACCUAAUUAGCCUUCACUCCAACAAGGUGGAGAACCAUGGUCUGGUGGAAUUGGAUGAUAAGCCCACUGCUGUUUAUACAAUUAGUAACUUCAGAGAUUAUAUUGCUGAGACACUGCACCAGAAUUUUUUGCUGGGGACCUCCUCUUUGAAUCUGGAUCCUGACUCCCUUCAGCUUAUUGAUGUGAGAGGAGUUUUACUUCCCCAAAGUAAAGACCAAGUUUGGAACACCCAAAGUUCAAGUCUUCAGGAAACCUUACCAUCUAUUCUGGAUAAUACCCCUCAAGCUGAAUGGCCCUCAGCAGAUGAAUUCACCAUGAGCAGUAUUUCACCACUUGAUUUCAGCUCUGGUCCUCCUUCAACCACUGGCAGGGAACUCUGGUCAGAAGGCCCUUUGGGUGAUUUAGUGUCUGCACCCAAAUUAGCUUUUCCCUCGAAGGUGAGCCUCAGUUCUUCCCCAGAGGUUUUAGAGGUUAGCAGCUUGACUCUUCAUUCUGUCACCCCAGCAGUGCUUCAGACUGGCUUGCCUGUGGCUUCUGAAGAAAGGACUUCUGGGUCUCACUCAUUAGAAGAUGGAUUAACUAAAGUUAAAGGGUCAGAAGAUUUUCUUUCUAUUGAUCCACUGCCUUCAAGCCCAUUUAGUCGUCCUGUGCCAAAAGAAGUAAUACCAUCCAUGGAAGACUCUGGGGUGUCUUUGACAUCCUCACCAUAUCCGGUCUCCUCUGUCACAUUCGAUAUUCUUGCUAAAGAAGUAACACCUUUUGGCAUGGACUCUUUGGCCUCCAAAGUCAAAGGCCAAUCAGAAGUGAGCACUUGGAUGCCAGACACAUCUAUGGAGAAAGAGUUCAUAUUUGAGAGUGGUUUAGGUUCAGGGUCUGGGCAAAAGGUAGGUCUGAUUACUUGGCCAUGGAGCAAGACUUCAUUAGAGAAGAGCACUGAACCAUUUUCCAAGUCAUGGCUUGAAGUUGAGGAUUCAGAGGAUUUACUUUUGCCAACUGAGGAUAUAGAUGAGAAACUAGUUAUAGAUGACAGAACAGAUUCCAUAGAUCAAAGUACUGAGCAUUCAAAAUAUGGGCAUAUUGAUAGAUCCAGAAGCUUUGCAGAGGAUGAGACCCUUGGUGGACCUACUGUGUCCAUCUUUGCAGAGACCACAACUCAAUCUGCAUCUCCAGUUCUAUCCAAGCACACAUCAGAAGUACCUGACAUUGACUAUUACUCAAUUACCAAAUCACCUCCUCUACUGACAUCUGCAGCAAUCUCUGCUUCUACUGAUAAACCAGUUCAAGAAGAACCCUUUCUAAAGGAGGAUAUGGAACAAACUACAGAGUCAUCCAACCGUGAAUGGUUUGACAGCAAGAUUUCAGUAGUGAAGCCGGAUGUACAACCUUUGUGGACCAUAUUGCCAGAAUCAGAUGUAGUUUGGGCAAGAACUUCUUCCCUAGGGAAACUGUCCAGAGACACAUUGGCAAGUACACCACAGAGUACUGACAAGCUCUGGUUGAAAGCUUCCAUGACACAGUCUACCAAAUUGCCUUCAACCACAAGUUCCACCCUGCUGGAAGAUGAAGUCAUUAUGGGCGUACAGGAUAUUUCAUUAGAAUUGGACCAGAUAGGCACAGAUUACUAUCAUCCUGAGCUAAUCCCAGAGGAAAAUGGCAAGGUUGGUGGUUAUGUGGAAAUGUCUACAAGUAUUCACUCCACAGAGAUGGCUAUUGUGGCCCAGCCAACAAAAAGCGAUGACUUGAGUCAUACCCAAGCCGCAGGAGCUUUGGUGGUUUUCUUCAGCCUCAGAGUGACUAACAUGAUGUUUUCAGAAGAUCUGUUUAAUAAAAACUCUUUGGAGUAUAAAGCCCUGGAGCAAAGAUUCUUAGAACUGCUGGUUCCCUAUCUCCAGUCAAAUCUCACUGGGUUCCAGAAUUUAGAAAUCCUGAACUUCAGAAAUGGCAGUAUUGUGGUGAACAGCCGAAUGAAGUUCGCCAAGUCUGUCCCUCCUAAUGUCACCAAUGCUGUAUAUGUGAUUCUGGAAGACUUUUGCACCACUGCUUACCAAACCAUGAACUUGGCUAUUGAUAAAUACUCCCUCGAUGUGGAAUCAGGUGAUCAAGCCAACCCUUGCAAGUUUCAAGCAUGCAAUGAAUUUUCCGAGUGUUUGGUCAACCCCUGGAGCGGAGAAGCAGAGUGCAGAUGCUACCCUGGGUACCUGAGUGUGGAAGAACUGCCCUGCCAGAGUCUCUGUGACCUACAGCCCGACUUCUGCUUGAAUGAUGGAAAGUGUGACAUCAUGCCUGGGCAUGGGGCCAUUUGUAGGUGCCGGGUGGGUGGGAACUGGUGGUAUCGAGGUGAGCACUGUGAAGAGUUUGUGUCCGAGCCCUUGGUGAUAGGCAUCACCAUCGCCUCCAUGGUUGGACUCGUCCUCAUUUCUUCUGCUUUCGUCUUCUUCAUCAUCAGGACUCUUCAAGCUCAGUAUGUUAGGAGAGAAAGAGAGAGACCCUUCAGUGGCUCCAGCAGGCAGCCUGACAGCCUCUCAUUUGUGGAAAGAGCUGUAAAGCACAACCCCGUGUUUGAAAGUCACGGGGCUGAUCUCGAGCAGUACGAAGGACCCUACCCUCAGCGGCCCUUCUACAGCUCCACAGGCAGAGAGAUGAUUGCUGGUCUGAGCAGGGAAGAAAUCAGACAAAUGUAUGAGAACAGUGAGCUUUCCAGAGAGGAAAUUCAAGAAAGAAUGAGAAUUUUGGAACUGUAUGCCAAGGAUCCUGAGUUUGCAGCUUUUGUGAGAGAACAUCAAAUGGAAGAGCUUUAACCAAAACUCCUAUUUUACAACUGAUUAGAAGC